Messenger RNA from Xenopus laevis (African clawed frog), 675 nucleotides. RefSeq lists its product as uncharacterized. NCBI's taxonomy places the organism in Eukaryota, Metazoa, Chordata, Amphibia, Anura, Pipidae. The record is from RefSeq and is a predicted model, not a curated record. The coding region runs from base 1 to 675 and encodes 224 amino acids. The transcript has 6 exons.
AUGGCUGCUGCUGAGGACGGCGGGACAGAUCUGGCCACAGAACAACAGCCAUUGGCUAAUGGAGAUUCAACAAACCCUGCCCCAGCGAGGGACACACAUGCAAUUGAGGGGAGCGACAGGGGUCAGGAGACACAGAUACUUCAGUGCAACAAGUGUAACACAGGAGUUUUUGUCGCUGUUUUAAUCUUCAUCGCCAUCAUCAUUGUUCCAGUCUCUCUACAUUACUCCAGAAACCGUACCAAUGCUCAGAGGAAUAAUGGCACAGAUGCUGCAGAAGAGACAGUUGCUGAUGGAGAGACAGUUGUCGAUAAAGACAAUGAGACUGCUAGAGACUGUGAGAGACUGGUUUAUGUAUCUGACAGUGACGGCUCCUUUCAGUCCAGCUAUGACUCCUGUGCCAGCAAAGGAUAUGAACUACUGAAAGAACCAGAUAUAGAAACUGUGAAACUCUGCAUUCCCAAUAGAGAAGAUUUCUGGAUUUCUAGCCCAUAUGAUUGCAAGCAGUGCCGGGUGUACAACACUGAGGAUGGGGUGAGGAGUCUGGAUCCCACCACAAUUCGCCAUUUUCUCUGCGCUCCACAAGCAGCAAGUGUAGUAAUCAUCCUGCCAGGUCAAAAGUCAGACUCCCUCGUACCAAGAUACACUCUGGGGCUGAUUUACAAAUUCAAGCAGUAA